AUAAAUUGUUUGAAAUAUUCAAGUACUAUUACCCUUACAGUAUUAGUUUCAAUCUCUGUACUGUGUGAUGCUCUGCCAACAAAGCCGCACGUCUUAGAGAAUCUCCUCCACACUGGCUAGCACUCUGAGUCGUUCGAAGGUGACAUCGCGUUUUAGCAGUAGGAUCACUGGAUCAGGAUCUAGGAUGGGACACGGUUCAUUUAGAAGGAUAAAUAACUCAGUCCACGUCGAGACCUGAUGUGACCGUUCCACAAGCUGCUGGGCAUCCACUCAUUGUCAUAGCUUCAUCAGACGUCUACGUCUCACCAAGAGCGGUUCGCUGCAAUCGUUGGAGUCUUUGCAAAGUUUUAGUGUGAUGGAACUAUGGCCUGACAGAAGCAAUGGCCAAUGCUGAAACAAGUUUCAUAGAAGGCGACAGCGUAUUUGAACAGCCUGGUGAGUCCGGUGGUGACGCCAGGAAUAGCUCCAAUCCAAGCAGUAUACAGGGGCUUAGCAAUUCCGAAGCACUGUCUUUGCUACGCUACCAUCUGAAGAAGGAUGUUCUUGAAUGGCAUCGCGAUGACACUGUUGGGCCAGCAUCAACACGAGCUGGACCUUGGCGUCGGCUUCGAGAGUACUGCCGUGAACUGCAGCUGUAUGGGUGUAGCUUCGGCUUUCUUUUCCUGUCCAUGCUGCUAUUGGCUGUCGGUGCCGGCACAGUGCAGCAUUAUCAGGUUGCCGUGAUUGUUCAGGCGGUAGUGGUGGUCGUAUUGACCAUCCUGUCCAUUGUGCACAGCUCACUGAGCUAUCGCUGGAAGAACACUGAGGUGCUCAACAAGGUUACGUCCUUUCUAGAUUGGGUCAAAGGCAUUACAACUGUGGCCGAAUCCAGCUACCCUGGCCUGUCUAACGCCGGCUCGUCGUCCGUGAAGCUGAACGUGGUGGUGCGUGGCCAGCGCCGCUUGCUGCUGCCCACGGCCGUCCUCGUUCCCGGCGACGUGAUUGCCAUGCUGCCGGAGCAGAUUGUGCCGUGCGCAUGCGUUGUGCUCUCGUCCAAGCCACAGCGGAUGUACCUUGAUGCUGGCAACAAAGUGCCUUGGUGUGAAUGGUCCAUUGAGAGUGACCACAGUCCUACUCCUGUUUACCUUCAAGUCCAAGAGUGUAUGGCUGUGCAUUCUCUGCGCAAAGUACUGGUACAAGAUUCACUGCGGCCGUCUCCCCUGGAGCAGCAGGUCUCCACCAUUGCUUUCUUCCUUGGACGCUUUCUCGUGCCGAUCGUUUUCGUGUUGUCAUUGCUGAUGCAAAUGAUCUUCUGGCUUGCCCUGUCCGGUUCGGGCAGUGAUAACGCUGGCCGAGACUGGAGCCUGUCCAUUCUUGUUAUUCCGGUGCACAGCAUACUACCACUACUACCUAUCACGUUUCCAUGGAUGUGGGAGACCAUUGUCAUGUACUUCACAGCGUCCAUGCUCUUGCCUAUCUAUCAGCUCCGACUACCUUCCAAUAUUGCCGGUGAUAGAUGUUCCUGGCAGCACUCUGUAGGACUAUGGCUGAAGUUAUGCCUGGGUGAAGCUCCAGAGUACCUGGCGCGAUCCACGCAUGUCCUCUUCAACAUGGGCCGUAUAACAACACUGUGCUGCAUGGACAAGGUGGGAGUGCUAUCUCUACCCAGCGCCACACCGUCGCACGUCUUCUUCUUCAUGCCAAUAGAGCGCGAACACGAAAGCGGCGAUGCUUCUGGCGGCUUACACACCUCCCCGCCACCUGCACAAGACCGUGUCCAUGAUCAGUCCCAUGCUCUACGCACUAACGAGCACAUGCUCGAGUCUCCUCAAGCCAUUUCGACGGGGCCCUCUGGUGCAGAUUUACCUUCAUCGAAUGUCAUCAUGUCCACGUCGAACAGGUCCAUGACGCUGGACCAGCUCAGCCCGAACGACCUGGUUGAGGCUCGACGGCGUUGUGGAUCCUUACCUGCUAACCUGUCUACCGCUGGUGAUGUAGGGGGCACAGCUACUCCUCUCCUCUGCUCCACACCCGUUGCAGACGACGUUGUACAACCACCAGGAUUGCCCAAAAUCUUAGAGCUUACCUAUAGCGUUGAGAACGAACGCCUGGAGUUUCAUGAUCAGUCAUGUGUUGACGUGCACAAGGACUCACUGACACCACUGGGACUCAAUGUGAUAUUCAACCAUGGCGAUACAGUGGAGGAUCGCGUGGCCGACGAUGCCAGCCUCACAGCACUUCUCACGGACCUCACCUCGUCUCAGCUUGCCGGCAAAGCGUGUGUUUGCAAGUUCGCCUGGGAGGUUGGAUUUGACCCCAACACCUUACAGUACUACCAGACUCAGCGGCGCAUUGUAGCAACUGCCACUCGGGAAGCACCAUCUCUGCCCACAGCUCCAACAGCUAUGUUCCGCAGUGCCUCUGUCUUGUCUUCAACACUAACACCACCUACGCAGCAUCUUUCCAGCACCCUGGUGGCCACAGGAAACACUCUACAACUGAUGACCGAAGGCUCUGGUGAUCUGGUACUGGAGGCGUGCACAGACUACUUCACGGGCACGGACAUCUGUCCCCUCAAUGCUGAACAAAGGAAGAGCAUCCAGGAUUUCAAUGCCUGCCACUCUUCUCAAAGCCAUUGCGUGGCGUUCUCCUAUCGUCCCUUGCCCAAGCAGAUGUACAGCUGUGCACGAAAGAGGAGCAAAACUACAUUUAUGCACUUGUCAAACAACCAGAUGCUGGCACCGCAGAUGGGAGAUGCUUUAUCUGCCUACAGCGUGGCAACAACUGCCAGCGGUAGCUUCUUUGACGAGCCAUCGUCCGAGAGCAGUUCCAGUUGUCCACCCACGGUGGCUGCUUAUCAACGUGUUCUCUCGGAACAGAUCUUCAUGGGCAUGUUAGCGCUGCGGUAUUUGCCCAAGGAC
Molecule: messenger RNA, 2900 nt
Organism: Sycon ciliatum
Lineage: Eukaryota; Metazoa; Porifera; Calcarea; Leucosolenida; Sycettidae
Product: transmembrane protein 94-like
Molecular function (GO): nucleotide binding
Source: RefSeq, a predicted model, not a curated record